This is a messenger RNA of Siniperca chuatsi (mandarin fish), 3477 nucleotides long. RefSeq names its product E2F transcription factor 2 (gene e2f2). Bases 544 to 1890 code for a protein of 448 amino acids. Gene Ontology annotation, molecular function: RNA polymerase II cis-regulatory region sequence-specific DNA binding; DNA-binding transcription factor activity, RNA polymerase II-specific; protein dimerization activity. The transcript has 7 exons. Gene Ontology annotation, cellular component: RNA polymerase II transcription regulator complex. Lineage: Eukaryota; Metazoa; Chordata; Actinopteri; Centrarchiformes; Sinipercidae. Gene Ontology annotation, biological process: regulation of transcription by RNA polymerase II. The record is from RefSeq and is a predicted model, not a curated record.
CCCAGCUCUUGUCCUCUUGUAUGGAGAGCAGAGCUCUGAGGUGGACGGACAGGAGUCACAGACCGGGUCGGAUUCCGCAUCAGAAGGAGUCACAAUAAGUUGUAAAUCUCAAGGCGGAACCCGAUCUCAGUGAGACCUUGAAGCCUUCUGGCAUUGGACUUUAAACUACUGGAUGUUUCAAAUUGUUUAUUUAUUUAGACAGCACUUGUAAGGCAAGUUUCCUCUGCACUUUGUUACCGGACAAAGGAUAAUAACACCGACCAGGCUGCUGUAUUUACUGACGAAUAUUACUAGAAAAUACGGCUAAUAAUUGCUGUUUAACUCAUGCAUUGUGUGUUUAAUAGGCUGAUCUCAGCUGUGUGAGUUGCUCUUGGCUAUUUUGUUGCUAUAUUUGCAGGGUAGAAAUAUAUUUUCAUACAAAGCUUUUAGCAGCAGCAACUUGCCAAUAACAGGGAACGAUUUAGCACAGCACUGAGUACUUGGCUACCAGCACACUUCUCCCUGCGCUUGACCAAUCCGGUUAAAUUUAGUUUACUCAGGAAAAUGAUGCGGAUGCCUAAAGGCGUCUCUCCGGCAUCGGGUCGGCCAGUAGUGGGACUGCCUUGCUCUCAGCAGAAGGUGAAGGUUUUGUCCACCGCAGGAGUGAAGACCGAGUUCUUCAGCACCGGACUGUCUAGCCCGCUGAUGAGCACGGUACCUGCCGGCUAUUUCACCCAGAUCUGCAACGCCGCCACGGCCGAACAAAGAGCCAACAGCCUGUAUUCAACCCCCCAUGGCCCCGAGGCUAAACCCAUCAGAUCAUCCUCCGGGCGACUGCCGGCUAAAAGGAAGCUGGAUCUAGAGGACCCACUUUACUUGCCAGAGUUCCGCACACCAAAAGGCAAAGGCAGCAUCGCAGCCAGGAUACCAAGUCCAAGAACUCCAAAGUCUCCAGGUGAGCGGACGCGGUACGACACUUCCUUGGGCCUGCUGACCAAGAAAUUUGUGGGUCUGAUUGCUGAGUCUCCUGAUGGAGUUCUUGACCUGAACUGGGCCACUGAGGUUCUGGAGGUCCAGAAGAGACGCAUCUAUGACAUCACCAACGUCCUGGAGGGAGUCCAGCUCAUCCGAAAGAAGUCCAAGAACAACAUCCAGUGGCUGGUUGGAGAUGUAUUUGAGGGCGGUGCAGGUGGAGGCGAGAAGGCUUGUGCCCUGAGGAAAGAGCUUGGAGACCUGGACAGAGUAGAGAGAUCUCUCGAUGAACUGAUCCACUCCAGCACCACACAGCUCAAACAACUCACAGAUUAUGAAGAUAAUCAGAGGUUGGGCUAUGUGACAUAUCAGGACAUCCGCGCCAUCGGCAGUCUUCGAGACCAGACAGUCAUUGCUGUCAAGGCUCCAGCUGACACCAAACUGGAGGUGCCAGACAUGGCAGGGCAGGGGUCAUUACAGAUCUAUUUAAAGAGCAAGAAUGGCCCCAUUGAAGUCUACCUUUGUCCAGAGGAGGGUCUCGAAGAUGCUAGCCCAGUUAAAAGCGUUGUCACUCCUAAAAAGGAGUUCCCUCAACCCCUCGGCCCUCCAACUGCAACCCCGAUGGUGCAACCAAGCUACAGCGUCAAAGAGGAGCCUGCUGAAUCCAACAUGUCUACAGCAGCUCCAGCCACCUCCUCAGCUGCAGCCACCGGUGCCUCUCUGCUGGACGUCGAGGGUCUGCUGGGUUUGCCCCCCAGCCUGCUCCAGAUCACAGAGGACCAGCUCCCUGGCACCUCUUUCACCCCAGACCCCAACACCCCAUUUGUCAGUUUCUCUCCACCUUUGGACCACGACGAUUACCUCUGGAGCCUGGAGGAUGGCGAGGGAGUGUCAGAUUUCUUCGACACAUAUGAUCUUGGAGAUCUGUUGAAGAGCUGAGGUAUAGAUGAAGGAGGGGGGAGGAAAUUUGGGGAGAAGAGGGGGGAAAUAUUUUAUUGAAUGCCUUCUCGAGGUAGGAAAUAUUACACUAUGAAGCCAUCACUCUUUGUUUUUGCCAUGCCUGUUUUAAUGUCAGUAAUUCCAAAGGAGGAGUUACCCCCUUUGUUUAUUUUAAUAAAGUAAAAAUGAUUUGUACAUAUGAUUGUAAAAAAUUAUCAGCCUGGGAGGUUGGAGGAGGCUGAGAUUGACACUGAUGUGAGUAAUCUCCAACUGUUCGGAAACACUGUUUAAAAUGCAGGGAUUGUUUGGGAUUUUCUGUCACAUUUUCAGAUUGCGCUACAAAGAUAAAAAUGUAUAAACUCAUACAAACACAGGAGUUAUUAUGGAUAUCACAUCACCAGCAACAAAAUCUGAUGCAUUUGGGUAUCAGGUGGUGUUUACAGUGUGACAACUCAGGAAUUUUUUUUCUUCCUUGUUUCCAAAGUCUAAAUGUUUGCGCCACUCUUUGGCCCAUAGGGGGCAGCCUUGUAUUGUGUCAGCUUUAACUGCCAUGCAGCUUUACAGGAUUCAAUUACUGGAGGAGAGUAAGCUAAACCCAUCAAUAUCCAUACAGAGGGUGUGUUCUUAAGAGUCCUAGUAUCUUCAACAUUGACCAAAUGAAGCUGUGAAUAACCUGUUUAAUACCAGUCCUUGUAGAUCCACAAGCAUCUAUAGCUUGAACAUACUGUAUUGUGUGAAAUCUGAUUUUGAAUGUGCUCAUGUUGUUUCUCUCUGAUCAGAUUUGCUCUCUCCUGCCUUAAGCUUUGUGUCAGGCCUUGUACCUCUUUGGUGCUGCGUUCUGUGCCAAAAUGUGAAAGGUAGCCUCUGACAGCCGACACUGGACCCAGAUCCAGAGUUAAUGACUCAUAAUUGGUACUUUGUGAACACAUACAAUCUCUACUGAGCAAGAGAGUCACACUCACUCUCGUUGGUUUGGCAGCUUUAUUUCAAAUCCAGGUGCUUGUCUGUUGAUGUGAGUUUGCUGAUUUUAAUAGAGGAUUCUUGAUUUAGUAGUGUAAAACUACUAUUGUAUUUCUGAGGAAAUAACCCAAAAUAAACUAAAUGCAGCAUCUGUGUUGCAGGGGGUUAAUUGAUGUAAUUAAGGUUUGAUUAGAGUAGUAAUUUCUUUUUCCUUUUGUUUCCUUGUUUCCUUUUGGAAAUUUUUAUUUCAUGCUGAUGUUGUUUUGGCUUUCCCUCUACACUGCAGAGAUAAGCUAAGUGUCCUGUCCUAACAAAACUUGAAAAAAUGUGUGUUUGUGUGUGUAUCUGACAGCUUUGGAAAUGGGUGUCAUGGUGUGUUUGUGCGUGAGUUUUUACAAUGUAGAUUAGAGGAUUUGAAUUCAGAAUUUGUAGAGUUUUUUUGUUCAAUGAGCAUUAUUUUUCUGGUAUUUGUACAUAAUUGGUUUUGUAUUUAUACCUAUUUUUCUGAAUGAAUUUUUUGGAUAUUGAUACUGUUUUGUAUGACAUGCAGCACUUAAUAUUUUGUAAUAUUGUGUGGUCUGUUUGAAAUUAUUAAAUAAAUGCUGAAGCCAUGGUUUACACUUGGAA